Molecule: messenger RNA, 1999 nt
Organism: Prorocentrum cordatum
Lineage: Eukaryota; Dinophyceae; Prorocentrales; Prorocentraceae
Source: the annotation of a GenBank genome assembly
GCGGCAAUGCCGCCUGGAUAAAUUCUUUGAUCUGCUCGAGCUGCUGCGGCGUGAAGCCACCACCGUCCGGCUAGGAUUCCUGGAAUUCUGCCCUGCGAAAGGAACGGAAAAGUUGCCCGCGUUGAUGGAAUCUCUGCAAGUUUCGCGCCUCACGACUGCAAAGGUCAAGUUGCCCAUCGGCCCGGCCCUCACGCUCGAACGCCGGACCCUUUUCAAGAUGGGCUUGCCCAACGAUGAGGCCAUCGCCAAGUUCAACGGCGAUCAUGACGAGGCCGCCACCUUCCCCUCGCAAGAGGCCAUGGACGUCGCCGCGGCGCCCAAGGGCGCCGCCCGCCCAGGCAAAGGUGUCUUUCACCCCAUGCUCGACCAGAUACGGGAGGAGCUGUCCGGGGACCUCGGGGAGCCCUUCGCGACGACGAUCACCACCAACCUGUCCGAGUCGAACAAUUCCAUCCUCGCCCUUGUCGACCAACUGCGCGCGCAGCUGGCUCAGCGACCUGCGCAGCUCGACCAGCCGAUCUUCGCGACGGCGCGGCCCCAGGGGCCCACUCAGAAGUUCCGUAUCAAGUUCAAGUUCAAGGGGCUGGUCGCCCCUGCCUCUCGGAUGGUCGCCCAAGUCUCGUCGCCGCUGCGCUCCAAUAGCGCGUGGAAAGAGUUCCCGGUCGAUGUCCCCGGGGCGGAGAAGUGUCGCGUGCAUCUUGGGCCUGACAAAUCACCGCGGCAGAUUCGCAGCGAGAUCCUUCUGCGGAGGGCACGCGCCCUUGUCUCCGAAGCUCAUCCCGCAUUUCGGCCGUUCUCUGACCGCGAGAAAACGACCUUGGCAGCGGGCUGGGGCCGCAUCAUGCGCACCCAGGUGCACCCCGAUGCCCCAGCCGAGCCCUUCCGGGACAUGCAGAAGCUCGAGAAGCACCACCUUGUCAAGCAAGACUUCGUCGACGUGCUGGCCCCAUUGGUUGCUCCUGAGUCCGAGCCCGCGCGAUGUGAUGAGGCGCGCCUUGACAUCUUCAGUGUACACAACCAUGGGCUCACUAGAGCAGAGGUGAGCGAGGUCGCGCGGGCGCUCGUCGCCGCCAAGACAGCUGCCGCUCGAGCUCCGUCCCAGAGGCUCGCCAUAGAGGCCGGGUGCUUCGAUUCCGCGGCGGAGGAGGCGGCGCUGCACCACAUGCCGAUGGCGGUGGCGCGUCGCGCCGCGAGGUGUCGGAUCGGCCUAUCUCUGAUCACGCAGCGGCGCCCUGCACUAUCACCCCUCGCCCCGCUCGCCCCCCAGAAGAAUGACCCCUCGCCAAGCAUCUGCCCCGUGAACCGAACUAUCAGGAGCGGCUCCAGGCGAUGCUUGCGCGCGCAGACUGGGACGGCAUGCCCCUACUGUUUCGACUUGAGCCUUGCAAAUAUCUCAUGGGAGAAGUUGCUGGGGACGCUUGUGAUCUGGCAUUCCACCAUCGUCCGCACCAUCAUUCCUUGCCGCAGCUCGCUCGUGCGAUUUGGCGCCAAGAUGCGCCUCUGGCGCGGAGAUUGGUCGAGCCCCGCCCCAUCGCCUCCGACUCUAUCCAGGCAUGGCCAGGCCGCGUUCGACCCGUCGGAUAGGAUUAACCUCUCGAAGCGCUACUGGGGCCUUGCGUUUCACACGACGUCCUGGGAUUCGGAGCUCGUCAAAACGCACGCGGCACAGCAUCUCCCCGACGUCGACGACUUGAUCCUACCUCCGCCGACCCCCAAGCUGACGCGGAAGGUCUUCGCGAGGGCCAGAGACAAAGACUCUGCGACGGGAUGCGACUGGCUGUCCCACUCGGCCUGGCGCGCUGACCCCUUCGGGGGCCUCUAUUCCUUGGGAGUGUCUCGGGUGGAUCAUGGGCAGCCAGGUGCGGACGACAUGGCCUGGGCCGCCCUCGUCAUGAGCGUUGCGGAGUUGCGCGCCAAUUUGGUGCUUGAGAUCCCGCGCGUGCGCUUCCACAGGGCCCUCCGCUCUGCCAUGGGUCACUCGCUGCCACCGGACCUCGCG